Molecule: messenger RNA, 567 nt
Organism: Drosophila bipectinata
Lineage: Eukaryota; Metazoa; Arthropoda; Insecta; Diptera; Drosophilidae
Source: RefSeq, a predicted model, not a curated record
AUGAACAGCUCUCUGAUCCAUUUUUUAACCGCAUUUCUAGUGGCGGGUCUGAGGAUCCUCAACUGCAGAGCAGGGCGCAAUUGGGAGUACGAGCCCGUUACCCUAGAAGCCUUCUCCUCGGACGAAAGUCUCCUGAAGAUCUCCACCAAAGUAGACCGAUUGGGACGAGCAGACUUUGCCUUCUCCAUGACCCUGGACUGGAACUACGAUGCGGAUAAGGACACCAUGGUUGAGGCCGACUGCUACCACUGCACCUCGGGCGAUGAGAGCGACUACAAACUGAUGCCCUUCUCCAUUCCCAAGCAGCCCUUCUUCGAGUACCUCAACGCCUUCUACAAGGACGCCUUCAUCAAGAACGUGGGCCACUGCUCCAACCUGGUCCAGUUCGAGGGCGAGUUUGCCCCGCCAUGGCCCCGAGGCGUCUACAAGCUGGACAAGUGCGUGGCCAGUGGCGAGGGAUUGCCGGAAGUGGUGCCGGAAGGAUACUACAAGAUCGUCUACAACACCACGGGGCAGGUUACUUGGGGCUUUAUUUUUGUGGUGCGAGUUACCCAGAAGGUGAUCUAA